This is a messenger RNA of Cajanus cajan (pigeon pea), 1380 nucleotides long. Its product is annotated as putative pectinesterase 29. Gene Ontology annotation, molecular function: pectinesterase activity. The record is from RefSeq and is a predicted model, not a curated record. Gene Ontology annotation, biological process: cell wall modification; pectin catabolic process. Lineage: Eukaryota; Viridiplantae; Streptophyta; Magnoliopsida; Fabales; Fabaceae.
UCUACUCUCAUUCAUUGAAUUAAGCAAUCAACAAGAGUCGAAUUUCAUUCCCAAGUCUCAAAAACUUGUUUUCUCCCAUCAUGUCUCUUAGUAGCUAUUGUUUAUGUCUCUUUCUUUUGGUGGGUUUAGGAGUAGAAUUUGCACAUGCUAAUUACAAUGAUAAUGGUUAUGGUCAUCAUCAACAUCAACAUCAUCACCGUCAUCGUGGUCGUCAUGCCCGCGAUAUCAAAAAAAAUCCUGUAAAUACAGCAGCUUCUCAUUACCAGACAGUCAUCGUGGAUCCAUCUGGGCAUGGAAACUUCUCUACAAUACAAUCUGCUAUUGAUUCUGUCCCUUCCAAUAACCAGUAUUGGGUUUCCAUCCACGUGAAAGCAGGCACCUACAAGGAAAAGUUGCUUAUCCCUUAUGACAAGCCAUUUGUCGUAUUAAAAGGAGAGGGACAAAAGAGAACUUUUGUUGAAUGGCAAGAUCAUGAAUCAAUUGCACAGAGUCCUACAUUUGCAAGCAUGGCUAACAAUGUCGUUGUCAAGUCUAUUACUUUUAAGAAUACAUACAAUGAUUACAAAACUGCUCAGAACAUGGAACCUGCGGUGGCUGCAAUGAUAAGCGGCGACAUGUCAUACUUCUAUGAUGUUGGGUUCUAUGGUUUGCAAGACACUUUGUGGGAUGAUCGAGGAAGACAUUACUUCAAGUCUUGCACCAUUGCAGGUGCUAUGGAUUUUAUCUUUGGCACUGCCCAAUCUAUAUACGAGCAAUGUACCAUAUCCGCUAUUGAUGCAAAUCUAGGUCCUGCCAUCCGUGGUUUUAUCACAGCACAAGGGAGAGAAAAUCCAAACGACACAAAUGGGUUUGUUUUCAAGAGUUGCACUAUUGUCGGAAAUGGUACAACUUACUUGGGAAGACCAUGGAGAGGUUAUGCUAGAGUUCUUUUCUACAACAAUAUGAUGUCCAACAUUAUUAUUCCAGAAGGUUGGGUACCAUGGAAUUUUGCUGGGAAUGAGGGUGGCAUAACAUUCGCAGAGUAUGGAAAUUCUGGACCUGGUGCUGACAAAUCCAAGCGAGUAAGUUGGAUGAAGAAUUUGGAUUCAGAAACCAUCAAUAUGCUGGCAAGUACGAGCUUCAUUGACAAAGAAGGUUGGAUCAAGAUCGAACAACAGUUCUAAAUCCCUUUGAGAAAAGCACAUGUUCAACACCAGCAUGCAUGUGUAACAUUUUAUAAAGUUUGUGUACAUGAUUGCUUAUUUUAGUCUUGUUUAGAUGUGAGAUCUGAAGUCCCAAAACUCCAUGUUCAUACUAUUCAUCGUGUGUUUUGAUAUACGUUGAUAUAAUUAAUAUAGAAUCAACGUGAGUUUACACAAUUAUAAAUUUGGAUAAAUAAAA